UCCUAUACAGGGCCGUACGUGUGGUUAGCUCAGUUCCAUGGAUGAUUCACUGACAACUUUGCUUGAUAAAUUCUGCCAUUGGAUGUUUGGGAUGUUUCUGAGACAGCGAAACCCCUGUUGCUAGGUAUAUUGGAAGACUAGUGCCGUCCAGGCGGUGAAUAACAUGAUUACCAGUUGUUCGUCUUGCUUGCCAAGAUGCGACUUGACAGCAAAAUCGCAAGUUAGCAAACUAUAGAUUCUCCGUGAUGGCAUCAGCCUGGAAGAUCGCUGCCUUCGUACUUCCCAAUAGUGCACAGGCACCAAAUGCCACUGCGCCCAUCCACAAGCAUCAAUGCCCAAAAAUCGUCAAACCGGUAACAUGGCUUGUUAUCUCAUUGUCAGUAUCACGUUUCAGCACAGUUCAAUAACUGUCCUUGUAUGCCCUUCUCAUCACUUUUUCAGAGGUUGAAUGAGCUUACCAUAAGGUGCUUGGGGUUGGCAUAACGCUGAGAAGUUGAUUCCCGGUCAGUGCUCACCAAAAUCUCACUAAUAAAGUCUUUUUCCCUUGUUGAACAAUCUGUAAACUUCUCCCUAAUUCCGGGGGCUGGUUUUUUUCAAUGCGGCGGACAACGGACAACGCAUUCAAUCGGUACCUGACAGGCCCACCAUCGGAGGAAAUCAGGUUUUCAAGGGUCCGGCGCGGCAGACCCACAUCUCCGAGUUUCUUAUCUCUUAUCGCAAUAAAACAGGCAGAAAAUUUCUAGCGACUUUAUCCUUAGACUCGUCUGUCAACCAUCAUCACCAUAAUGGCGACAAAGGAAAAGAAAGAGAAGAAGUCCAAAACUUCUAGGUCAGAACCAAAGACCGAGAACCCCGAGAAGACUAUCGAAAUUGAGAAGGUCGAAUCGACAGAAGCUGCCGAGAUGGCGGAGUCUGAAGCCGCCGCAUCCUCUUCCAAGCGCAAAAUCGAACUCGAAGAAAUCGAAGUCGACGUAGACGCACCCGAGCCCCCGUCCAAGCGCGCAAAGCGUGCGCUCAAAAAGGGCAAGUCAUUGCCUUCGAAACAGGAUAGCGAUGACGAGAAAAAGGGCGAUAAAGAUGGCAAGGAUAAGAAAGCCGUUCGGUCAGAGCACAGUGUCUGGAUUGGCAACUUGCCAUUUCAUGUCACGGCUAUGGAGCUGCGCAAGUGGCUCGUCGAUAACUCCGGAGGCGUCAUCACUGAAGAGAUGAUCACUCGGGUCAAGCUACCAACCAACAAGGAACCUGGCCGGGAUAAGAGCGUCAAGCCAGCAAACAAAGGGUUUGCCUACGUCGAUUUUACAGAAAUCGGUCCCAAAGUCUCCGCUAUCUCUCUUACCGAGAGUGACCUUGGUGGUCGAAAACUUCUCAUCAAGGAUGCGACAUCGUUUGAGGGUCGGCCCAAAAAGGAGCCUGAGUCCACUGAAGAGAACGCCAAUGAGGGAAAGACCAGCAAGGAGCAAAAGCAGGAUGUCAAUGCCAGUCGCAAGAUUUUCGUGGGUAAUAUGAGCUUCAAAACAACUGAGGACGACCUAUACAGAAACUUUGAGAAGUGCGGCGAGAUCGAAUGGGCCAAGGUUGCGACCUUCGAGGAUACUGGGAAGUGCAAGGGCUUUGGUUGGGUUAAGUUCCAGGACCCCAAUGCUGCUGCAUGGGCCGUCAAAGGUUUCGUCAAAAUUAAAGAGGCAGUCGAGACAGAGGACGAUUUCAAGGACGAGGAGGAGAAGGACAAGUCGCAGCAGAAGCAGUUCAAGACACGCAAGUGGUGGGUAAACCGAAUGCUGGGUCGCGAGCUCAAGGUGGAGUUGGCCGAGGAUGACCAAGUACGGUACAAGAAGCGGUUCGGCAAGGAUCGUAAGGCACUUCCCGACAAGGACAGCAACCCACGAGGUCGACCUCCGCCGCGCAAGUAUGAUCAAACGAAUGGCGCAGUGCGGGAGAGUAAUGAUGCUCAUGGGGAGGUUGCGAAGCCGCUCAAGGAGGCUGAGGAUAUAUCUGUUGCGAGACUGACGGGCGCGGUUGUAAAGCAUACAGGUACGAAGAUGACGUUUGACUAAGUACAGCGAGAUACAUUCCAUGUUCCGAGAUACCCAUUUAUAGUUCCAAUGGUUUCUUGUGUCCGAUGUGAAAAGAUGUAUACAUCAUGAGUGAGA
Molecule: messenger RNA, 2150 nt
Organism: Fusarium odoratissimum NRRL 54006
Lineage: Eukaryota; Fungi; Ascomycota; Sordariomycetes; Hypocreales; Nectriaceae
Exons: 2
Coding region: 786-2054 (422 amino acids)
Molecular function (GO): RNA binding
Source: RefSeq, a predicted model, not a curated record